Molecule: messenger RNA, 1971 nt
Organism: Aspergillus tubingensis
Lineage: Eukaryota; Fungi; Ascomycota; Eurotiomycetes; Eurotiales; Aspergillaceae
Product: M3 family metallopeptidase
Exons: 6
Coding region: 1-1971 (656 amino acids)
Biological process (GO): proteolysis; peptide metabolic process
Cellular component (GO): mitochondrial intermembrane space
Molecular function (GO): metalloendopeptidase activity
Source: RefSeq, a predicted model, not a curated record
AUGCAUCAAAUCAUUGAUGAACUCACUCAGACGCGCACUUCAAUACUCAAAGCAACGACUCCAGAAACAGCCACCUUCGCCAACACUCUUCUUCCCUUGGCGCAAACCGAAAAUGCAAUUCAAGGCCAGCUAGCCAUGAUCGACAUGCUACAGUACGGUGCUCCAUUACGGGAGACUCAGGAUGUCGUCCACUCCGCCUUAAGCGUCUAUGCCGAAGCACAGGCGGCAUGGAUCGCCAACGGCGAUUACUUCCGUCUACUGCAGGCUGUCCGCGACAAUCGAGAGGACUUUGAGUCAUUGGAUGCGGAAUCGCAACAUUUGCUCGAACGUGAGUUGACUGUAUACCGAAUGGCAGGGCACGGGGAGCUGGAUGCGGAAGAGGUGGAAGGCUUCUUGCAGGAAGGGGCAAACAUUGGACAAAUAGAGAGGAAGUUUCAGGAGAACCUAUCAAGGGAAGAUGGGGGCGUAUGGUUUACACCGGACGAGUUGGAGGGAGUACCAGCGAGUGACUUGGGGAAGUGGAAGUCGGAUGGUGAGCAAGGAAAUGAAAAGCUAUUUGUGCCCUUUGCGAAUGGAGGUACACUGGCAGUGUUGACCUAUGCUCGUCGCCCCGAAACGCGAAAGAAGAUGUUCUUGGCCGACAAUCAGAAGCUCCAGAGCAAUCAGCCAUUAUUCGAGGAGAUCAUUCGUCGACGGGCUCGGCGGGCCCAUCAAUUGCAUCAUUCCACCCACGCCGAGUAUCGACUACAGCAACGUAUGGUAAAGGAUCCGGAAUGGCUAGGUGGGUUUCUCAACAACCUCAAGAACACACUCUGCGCCCGCGGCAAAGAUGAAAUUGCGGUGUUACAGCAGAGGAGGAUGAAGGAUACAAAAGACAAGUGUGACACAAAUGGUGUGGGUUUUCCGCCGUGGGAUAAACCCUAUUACAUGCGGUUAGUAGAAGAGGAAGUUGCGGUUGACCAGCUGCAGCUAUCCGAGUUCUAUCCCCUCGAACAAACAGCCAUGGGAAUGCUGGGUAUUUUUGCCUCUGUUCUGGGUCUCCAGUUCGAACCUGUCGAAGCCGAGAAGGAGUCUCUCUGGCAUGAGUCCGUCCGGGUAUUCUCUGUCUGGGAGAGUACGCCCGAUAAGCCGUUUAUUGGCUAUCUCUACUUCGAUUUGCUAUGGAGAGAAAACAAAUAUCGCGGUAACCAAAGCGUGAAUCUCCAAUGUGGCUAUCUCCGCCCAGAUGGCAGUCGGCAAUACCCUGCCACAAUCCUCAUGUGUUCCUUCCCUACUCCCACCCCCACCGGUUGUGCCUUGCUCAAGCACCAUCAAGUGGUAACCCUUUUCCACGAAAUGGGUCAUGGAAUCCACGAUCUCCUUGCACGAACAAAGUACGUCCGAUUUCACGGCUACCGGCUUCCCCCUGACUUCGGAGAGAUGCCCAAGAAUAAUUACCUCAUGGAGUGGCGCAAGCAACAUCCCAGCUCACCCGAUCCGCCAAAGAAAAUUCCGGAAGAUGUAGUCGAACGCCUUAUUAAGCAUCGUUACCUGAAUCGAGGGCUUUAUCAUUUGUAUCAGUUGUCAAUCUCCAUCUUCGACUUGCAAAUCCAUAGUCUCAAGAAAGAUGCAGAUAUUUCUGAUCUGGAUGUUCAGAAGCUCUGGUAUGACCUCCGUGAGGAGAUUGAAAGUAUGGACUUCUCCGAUUGCCGAGACGGCUAUGCAUUUGGAACGUUCAGUCAUCUGACAGCGGGCUAUGAUGUCUGCUACUAUGCUUAUCUCAUCUGCACGGCAAUGGCCCAGGACGUCUUUCUUUCUGUCUUUGCUGAAGGCCCAUUCCAAAAGGACAAGUGGGAGAAGUACCGUCGCGAGAUUCUGCAAAACGGUGGCGGCCAGCAAGAUUUGUUUCAGAUGCUGGAGAGGUUCUUGGGUCGUCCUCCAAAUAUGAAUGCCCUUGUGGAAGGCUUGAGGCGAGCAGACAGUCAACAUUAG